Messenger RNA from Planococcus citri (citrus mealybug), 918 nucleotides. RefSeq names its product phosphatidylethanolamine-binding protein homolog F40A3.3-like. The transcript is spliced from 5 exons. NCBI's taxonomy places the organism in Eukaryota, Metazoa, Arthropoda, Insecta, Hemiptera, Pseudococcidae. The record is from RefSeq and is a predicted model, not a curated record. Bases 186 to 860 code for a protein of 224 amino acids.
UCACAACUAAAUGAUAAAAUUAUCACUUAAAUCGUUAUGUUUUCUAUUCCACAGUGAUUUGCGAUCAAGUGCAUCUAAAUACCAAAGUUUUCAACCAAUAAAUUAUUUAAACCGAGUAUAAUAAAUUUAAUUUAUAAAAAAAAUGUGGACUAUAGUUUGAUAUUAAGUAUAAUUUGAAAAACGCAAUGAAACAGUUCCUGGGAUUUUAUGUUUUCGUAUUUUUAUUUGAACCCUUCUAUUCGGAAUUAAUCAGAGACCACAAUGUAAUCACCGAUGAAGUAUGGGAAGCCUACCAUAAGGCUCACGUGUGUCCGGAUGUGAUGCCUUGGCCUCCACCAUGGCUCUGUACGAUUCAUUUCCCCAAUAAUCUCACCUUAGACAGAUUAGGAAUGCGUGUGAAUGCUUCGCAAGUUCAACAGAAACCUCGUUUAAAAUAUAAUUCGACAAAUAGAUUGAGCUGCAUGUAUAUGGCUGCUCUGAGACUGAUUCCAACCCAAGAAGAUUUCCGCUUCACAGGAGCUAUGUCGACCCAUGUGACACGAUACUUUGUCCAAAGAAUGGAAUGGCCUCAAUGGAUCGUCGGUAACAUUCCUAAUGGCGAUGUAGAAAAAGGAGACACUAUUUGGGAUUAUCAGCCGGUUCUCGUGCCACACAAUUAUCAACAAAAACAAGUAUACGUCAUUUUCAUAUUUUACCAAAAAGCCAGGAUAAAUUUUCAUAAACUGAUUGGGGAUCAAAAAUACGAAGAAAUUCAUAAAUUCGCUACAUGGUAUCUAUUAGACUGGCCCGAGUUCGGCAACUUUUUUAAAAUUUUUGUAGAAAGGGAUGAAGGCGACGACAUUAGUGCUUCGCUAUGGUAAAAUUUACUAGUAUCAUAAUAGUCCAUGGAUCUCCUGAAAUAUAUUCUUUUUUUAUUGA